Molecule: messenger RNA, 1305 nt
Organism: Penicillium subrubescens
Lineage: Eukaryota; Fungi; Ascomycota; Eurotiomycetes; Eurotiales; Aspergillaceae
Exons: 2
Coding region: 1-1305 (434 amino acids)
Biological process (GO): secondary metabolite biosynthetic process
Molecular function (GO): FAD binding
Source: RefSeq, a predicted model, not a curated record
AUGGGAAGCACAACCACACCCCCAUCCAAAGACUUCACCGUCACAAUAGUCGGUGGUGGAAUCGGCGGUCUCACCCUCGCAGCCGGCCUUCUACGCCGCAACGUCCCCGUCCAAAUCUACGAAGCCGCAUCCGCAUUCGCAGAAAUCGGCCUCGGCCUCUCAAUCGGACCAGCAGCGCACCGCGCCAUGCCUCUUAUUGACCCGCAAAUCCGGGAAAUCUACGACUCACUUGUUACCACGCACGCCGAUAGCCCCGGCUACGAGAAGUAUCGGCAGACUUGGUUUGAAAUUAUUUGGGCUAGUGGGGAAAAAGAGGGGGAGUUGUUGAUGGAUCUUAAGGCUUUGCCGAGUGGACAGACGACGUUGCGGAGGGCGAACUUUUUGGAUGCGCUUGUUGGGUUGAUUCCGGCUGAGAUUGUGCAUUUUGGGAAGAGAUUGGAGAAGUUGGUUGAGAGUGAUGAGGAUGAGGGGGUUGAGUUGGUUUUUGAUGAUGGGUCCGUUGUGAGGGCUGAUGUGGUUGUUGGUUGUGAUGGGAUUAAGUCAAAGGUUAAGGAGUCAAUGCUUCCGGAGGAAUCGAAGGAGACUCAACCGAGGUAUAGUGGUAUGUAUGGGUAUCGGGCUGUGUUGGAUAUGGAGGAUAUGAUUGAGGCGGUUGGGGAGCAACGUGCGAGGGUUUCGACGAUGUACAUUGGAGAGGGAGCUUAUGGGAUAUCUUAUCCUAUCAUGCGGGCGAAGAAGGUUAAUGUUGGACUUUAUAUUCUCAGCGAGAAAUGGGAUUGCGAGACUUGGGUGAGGCCUGCGAAGAGGGAGGAUAUGCAGCGUGAUGCGAGUAAUAUGGGUCGAUAUGUGAAGUCUCUUAUUGAACAUAUGCCCGAUCCCUCUCAAUGGGCUAUCUUCGAGCACCCUCACAUCUCCACAUUCUGUCGCUCUCGAGUCGCAAUCCUGGGAGAUGCCGCGCAUGCCUCGACACCCCAUCAAGGCGCAGGCGCAGGUCAGGCGAUAGAAGAUGCACACGUCCUAGCUGAGUUACUUGGUGAUUCCCGAGUACAAACAGCUCAGGACGUAAUCGCUGCUUUCAAAGCAUACGAUGAAAUUCGGCGCCCUCGGAGUCAAAGAGUUGUCACGAGUAGCAAGGAGAAUGCCUAUCUUCUUUGUCUAUGUUUGGAUGGAGUCGGAGACGAUGAAACAAAGCUGAAAGAGACAUGGCAGUCUCGGCUUCGUUGGCUUUGGGAUUUGGAUAUUGAGGAGCAGGCUGAGCAAGCAAGGCAGUGUAUGCUCAAGUUUUUGGAAUCUGGAGGCGAUUAA